AUGACCAGGCUGGCGGCCCAGGAAUGCGACAGCGCGGUGGUGGUAGACGGGCAGGAUCGCUUCAUCGGGACGGUGCAUUUGGCGGAUGUGCCGGCUAGCGGGGUGGCGCACUCCAGCGUCGCCUCCGUCAUGUGGGACUCCUGCGCCAUCGUGGAGCCGGAUACCCGCCUCGAACGGCUGAUUCCCCUCGCCAUCGACGGCGACGCCCCCAUCGCUGUCCUGGACGACGGCCGGUGCAUCGGCACCAUCAGCCGUGAGGCGGUAAUGGCCGCCCUCGUAGGCGACGAUGGAGUAGCGACGUGA
This is a messenger RNA of Geodia barretti, 303 nucleotides long. The record is from the annotation of a GenBank genome assembly. Lineage: Eukaryota; Metazoa; Porifera; Demospongiae; Tetractinellida; Geodiidae.